This is a messenger RNA of Salvia hispanica, 781 nucleotides long. Its product is annotated as Ribosomal L18p/L5e family protein. The record is from RefSeq and is a predicted model, not a curated record. Gene Ontology annotation, biological process: translation. Gene Ontology annotation, molecular function: 5S rRNA binding; structural constituent of ribosome. Gene Ontology annotation, cellular component: ribosome. Lineage: Eukaryota; Viridiplantae; Streptophyta; Magnoliopsida; Lamiales; Lamiaceae.
AGUUGUGUUUCUACUUUCUACACAACCCAAAUUGACACCUUGUUGGAGAGGCCCUACUUCCUCCGCCGCGAGUCUGCCGCCGUCUUCUCUCCACUAACCCCCAUUUAGAGGCUUGAAGAACCUAGUUUUCCCAUUUUCGAUUCUUUCGAAAUUAGGUUGUGUUAGCAUGUUGAGACUAGCUUGCCGCAAGUUAUGUGCUCGUGUGGAUGGAGGAUGUGAAAUCCGGUCAUUAUCACAGAUACGCGGUUUCCACUCUGCUCAGCCGUCUUUGGCGCCAAGAAGCUUUUUUGGCGUCGAAGAUUUUCUAGAUGACGAUAAUAGCAGGCCAUACACUUAUCAAAAAGAAAAGAAGUCGAGAAAUCCAAACAAGCACGUAUCCUUCAAACAGCGUACCGUUGCUUACAUGGAGCCGUUUACCCUGGACGUGUUCAUCUCAAAGCGGUUCGUCUCUGCUUCAAUCACCCACAGAGUGACAUGCAAGCAGGUUGCUGUUGCUGGUACAAACUCGAAAGAUAUCAAGGCUGCACUGAGAUCACGAUCCGACAUACCUGCUUGUUUGGCAAUAGGUCAGAUUUUGGCCGAUAGGGCGAGAGAAGCUGACGUGUAUACAGCUUCUUAUACCCCCAGGGAAAGAGAUAAGUUUGAAGGGAAAAUAAGGGCAGUUGUUCAGUCCCUUAUUGACAAUGGCAUUGAUGUCAAAAUCUAUCUUGAUUGAUCAUUUUUACAAGUCCUAGUUUUGUCAAACCAAUUUCAAAUUGUUAACAACGCUAUUAGUUUUUCA